GCUGGACAAGGGGUGGCACUGCAGCAGCAGGCAAGUAAAGGGGGCUGGAGAAGGGGCCGGCUACAAUGAGGAACAACAACAACUGCUGCUGCAGCGUAAAGGGGGCGUUGAGGAACUGAAACCUCCCUCAUCGAUACCAGCAGCUGCGAACCGCCAGUCAAGACACAUGGACGGGAAAGAAGCAAGGAUUUGCUGCAGUCCGGUGCACCGGCCAAUCCUUUGUGAAUCACAACGCUCAGCCAGCGCCAGCAUCGAUGCAUUUCACGGACCCUGUGCGGGAAUGCACUGGUAACAUCGGACGGGAUUACAAGACUGAGGACUGAGUCAGAGAAUGGGAGCCAGCCAGCGCCGGUGAACUGGAUUGAAUGACCACUGAAUAGGUAGCACAGUCUACUGCUUGUUCUUGCACUGGUCAGAGAAGAACCGUGGAAAUGUUAGCAAGGGGGAACAAUUCACGUUCUUGCCCCCUAAAGAGGAGAAACUAUUGAAUUUCUUUGCAAAAUCCAACUCUGCGCUGCCCUAGUGCACGGUGAUGGGGAUGAAGUCUAUCUAUCUAUCUGAAGAAGGGCCCCGACCCUAAACGUCGCCUGUCCACGUUCUCCAGCGAUGCUGCUUGGCACACUGACUUCCUCCAGCAGUUUGUGUUUUGCUGAAGAUCCCAGCAUCUGCAGUUCCUCGUGUCUCUUGUCUACCUGUUGUCGGGCUUGCGAUUUCAAAGUCUUGUUGCUGAUUCAGAUGUCGCCUCUCCCCACCGACUUCAGAACUUUUUGAUGCAGAUAUCUGUGUGGGUUUGGAGCCUCUAGUCUGCGUUUCUGCAUUUGCUGCCCCGUGUGUUGUCCGGGCUGAACAUGGGGAGGUGCGGGCUUUGGGCGAGAGGUUUAUUGCUGGUGCUCGGGACUCUGCUUCUACCCCCGGCCCCCGCCGCUGCCAGCGGUGAGUACUGCCACGGUUGGAUGGACACCCAAGGGACCUGGCACGGCGGCUUCCAGUGUCCUGAGCGCUUUGACUCGGGCACGGCUACCAUCUGCUGCGGCUCCUGCUCGCUGCGCUACUGUUGCGCCAGCGCCGACGCCAGGUUAGACCAAGGCCACUGUGACAACGACCAGCCGGCCGGCAGCAACGAUGGCCCGGGCGGCGGCGAGGGCAGAGACGGCGGCAACUCCUCCGCAGUGCCGAUCUAUGUGCCUUUCCUUAUCGUGGGCUCCGUCUUCGUGGCCUUUAUCAUCAUAGGCUCGUUUGUGGCAGCCUGCUGCUGCAAGUGCCUCAAACCCAAACAGGAGCAGCAGCAGAACCGAACGCCAGCAGCGAGCCGGCUGAUGGAGUCCAUCCCCAUGAUCUCCAGCUCGGGCAACCCCCGGGGGUCCUCCUCGCGGCAGUCCAGCACUGCGGCCAGCUCCAGCUCCAGUGCCAACUCCGGGGCCCGAGGCCCCCCCGUCAGAACACAGGGCAACUGCUGCCUACCUGCUGAGGGGGCCAUGAACAACAUUUACCUCAACGUGCCGCCCAGUUUCUCCGUGGUGAGUUGCCAGCAGGCUCCGCCAAUCCUGCAGCACCAGGCACAGUUCCUGCACCCUCAGUACUUGGGGUUUGCUGUUCAACACGACUCCUUGGCUAUGACGCCCACUCCUCCUUACAUGGAAGGACUGCAGAAUGGUUACAGGCAAAUGCAAACCUCCUUCCCCCAGGCCAGCGCUAAUACCGAACAGAUGGUGUACACAACAGUAACUGUAUAGGAAGACACCAAUGUAUUUUUUUAAUAUAUAUCUCUACAUAUCACUGCAACGUGGAGGCUAUCUACUUGGAUCGUGAGAAACAAAACACGGGUUGAGACAUUUUGUAAGCGAUUAGUUUAUCAAAUUUUCCUCAGAGGAAUUUUUAUCCUUUAAGAUGUGUGUGUGAGAAAUUCAGUGUUUCAGAAUUUUCUCCACUGUUGACGAUCACUUGUUGCGUUUGGGUGCUUAAGGCAGCCAUCUUCAUCCUGCUGGGAGUAGCCGGUCGUUAGACCAUCAUUGGUCGGCCACAUCCAACGAUCCUUGGAGCAACGGAUGGUUGCUUGCUCAGUCAUGAUUGUUGGAAGUACGUAACGUCCGGCACUGAAUUAUGUACCACUGGAGUCGUACGGCAUGGAAACAGGCCCUUUGGCCCAUCUUGUCCAUGCCACCGAAGGUGCCCCAUCCACACUAGUCCCACCUGCCCGCAUUU
This is a messenger RNA of Amblyraja radiata (thorny skate), 2202 nucleotides long. RefSeq names its product shisa family member 2b (gene shisa2b). The record is from RefSeq and is a predicted model, not a curated record. Bases 849 to 1733 code for a protein of 294 amino acids. NCBI's taxonomy places the organism in Eukaryota, Metazoa, Chordata, Chondrichthyes, Rajiformes, Rajidae. The transcript is spliced from 2 exons.